Molecule: messenger RNA, 2829 nt
Organism: Thunnus maccoyii (southern bluefin tuna)
Lineage: Eukaryota; Metazoa; Chordata; Actinopteri; Scombriformes; Scombridae
Product: beta-galactosidase-1-like protein 2
Exons: 19
Coding region: 434-2359 (641 amino acids)
Biological process (GO): carbohydrate metabolic process
Cellular component (GO): vacuole
Molecular function (GO): beta-galactosidase activity
Source: RefSeq, a predicted model, not a curated record
UUUUGUGAUGAUCCCUAACGACCAACUGUCGUCGGUUUCUUGCUUAUCGUAACUUUUGCGGUCGCUUUCCCGUCACGUUAACGUAUCCACUAGCAACCACAAUGGGAAGCUGUAUUUAAUUUUUUUACAGACUAUGUUUCGUUUUUUGACUUAUUUAUCCCGGAAGUACGAAUAUCUUAGCGUUAUGUGAAUAUGGGAUAGCUUAUAACUUCAAGCUAGUUCCCCUCGUCACUUUUGACAGGUUUUGCGAAACUGGAUUAUCGCGAAUUUAUGUGACAGAGUCGUGACAUUAUAUCAGGACUUCAGUCGGUCGAGAAAACUGGAAAGAAAAGGGAGCUUUUGAAAAGAGGACUAUUGAUAUGUGCUUUAAUUUGCCUUAUAAACGCUGGAUACGCACUGGGUGCAUCUGUCACCCAACUCGUGUUAUUUGCCAAUGGAUAGCUUAUCAAUGUUUGGUGUUCGUCUGUCCCUCAAGCAACGAUAUUUUCUGCUGCUGUGCUUUGCCGUCGGUGCCAUAAUUGUUUAUCGGUUCACAAGGAAUCGUCCUGAGGUAAGAAGAAUGAACCGUGUGGAAGGUCUGAAGGCCAACUCGUCUCAAUUCACUCUGGAGAGAAAGCCCUUUCGCAUCCUGGGAGGCUCCAUCCAUUACUUCCGUGUCCCCAGAGCCUACUGGGAGGACCGGCUGUUGAAGAUGAAGGCCUGUGGUCUAAAUACUCUAACAACGUAUGUGCCAUGGAACCUGCAUGAACCUGAGCGAGGGGUGUUUAACUUUAAAGAUCAGCUGGAUUUAGAAGCCUACGUCCGCCUUGCAGCCAACCUGGGCCUUUGGGUGAUUCUGCGUCCAGGGCCCUACAUCUGUGCUGAGUGGGAUUUAGGGGGACUACCCAGUUGGCUACUACGAGAUAAAAACAUGAAGCUGAGAACAACUUACCCAGGAUUCACCGAUGCAGUCAACUCCUUCUUCGAUCAACUCAUCAAGAAAGUUGUUCCACAUCAGUACUCCAAGGGUGGCCCGAUUAUCGCAGUUCAAGUGGAGAAUGAAUAUGGCUCCUAUUCUAAAGAUAAAGAAUACAUGCCCUUCAUCAAGGAGGCUUUAACAUCAAGGGGCAUCACAGAGCUGCUGCUGACCUCGGACAACAAGGAAGGACUAAAGCUUGGAGGGGUGAAAGGAGCACUGGAAACCAUCAAUUUUCAGAAACUGAACCCAAAUGACAUCAAGUAUCUGGAUGGAGUACAACCUCAAAAGCCGAAGAUGGUGAUGGAGUACUGGUCUGGCUGGUUCGAUCUUUGGGGGAACCUUCAUCAUGUUUUCACUGCUGAGGAUAUGGUAGCUGUGGUCACUGAAAUCCUUAAACUUGACAUGUCCAUCAAUCUCUACAUGUUCCAUGGAGGGACAAAUUUCGGCUUCAUGAGUGGGGCGUUUGCUGUUGGAAUGCCAUCACCUAAACCUAUGGUAACAAGCUAUGAUUACGAUGCUCCAUUAUCCGAGGCUGGGGAUUACACCACCAAGUACCAUCUUCUGAGGAAUUUAUUCAGCCACUACCACACCCAGCCUCUCCCUGAACUGCCCUCUCAUCAGGAGAGGAAAGCACACCAGCCUCUUGUCAUCCGGCAGCACCUGUCUCUGUGGGACAUUCUGCAUUUCACUGACAAGCCUUUCAAGUCAGAAAGGCCAGUGAAUAUGGAGAAUCUCCCUGUCAACAAUAACAAUGGUCAGUCAUAUGGCUACACACUGUAUGAAACCACCAUCACAAGGGGAGGUACCCUCAACUCCAGGAACAACAUCAGAGAUAGAGCAUUGGUUUUUGUGGACAAACAUUUUGUUGGUGUUCUGGAUUAUAAGAUACAAGAACUUGCACUCCCUGAUGGGAAGGGAAAAAGAACUCUAAGUUUACUGGUGGAGAACAGUGGAAGAGUGAAUUAUGGGAAAACCCUGGAUGAGCAGCGUAAAGGUCUUGUUGGAGAUAUUGAGUUAAACAAGCAGCUCCUCCGAGACUUCAUUAUUCAUAGUCUGGAUAUGAAGCCAGGCUUUGUAAACAGACUUGAGAGUUCAGGCCACUGGAUUCCUAUGCGUCAGCGGCCGUCCUUCCCAGGGUUUUUCCAGGCCACGCUGUAUGUGAGCAGAUUUCCUAAAGACAUCUUCAUCAAACUCCCUGGCUGGAGCAAAGGUGUUGUGUUCAUCAACGGCAGGAAUCUGGGACGCUACUGGUCUAUUGGUCCUCAGCAAACUCUCUAUCUCCCUGGCCCAUGGCUCCACAGAGGGGACAACCAGGUCAUAGUGUUUGAAGAGCAGGAAACAGAUGGUAAGAUCCAGUUCGCCAGCAGCCCCGACUAUGGCAUGACUGUUGAUGUCCAGUGAGAACAGGAGGUGAGAGGGAAGGGUGGAAGAGGGGAGGAGGAGGAGGAGGAAGAGGAUGAUGGCAGAGCUCGGGAGGACUGAGACCUUUAUCUGCUCAGGCAUCCACAGCCUACCACAACCAGCAGCACUCAAAAGUCACACACAUCAGUGAGCAUGAUAUUUUGUGCUCUAUCAGAAAACACCGAUGCGGCAGUGAUCCAGACUUAUCAAGCAAUUUUUCACAUGGUGACUGUAUGACAUUCUGUUGUAUCCUUUUUUUAUUCAAUUUAGUAACAGUAUGAUUAACCUGCGCUUAUACACUGCAAAACUGGAGACCGAAGGAUUGUGACAGAGAAGGCUCUUGAUUAUAAUAAGUGCUAUAAAAUGUCUUCCUCUCACAGACUGUAUUUAUAAAUUACAUCCAGGCUGCAUAAAAAGAACUGUGAAUAAAGACUGGUUUGACCUCUGUGUCAGUAGCCAAGGCCCAUGAA